Messenger RNA from Rattus rattus (black rat), 393 nucleotides. Its product is annotated as keratin-associated protein 2-1. The record is from RefSeq and is a predicted model, not a curated record. Gene Ontology annotation, cellular component: keratin filament. Bases 1 to 393 code for a protein of 130 amino acids. The transcript has a single exon. NCBI's taxonomy places the organism in Eukaryota, Metazoa, Chordata, Mammalia, Rodentia, Muridae.
AUGACCGGCUCCUGCUGUGGAUCCUUCUCCUCCCAGAGCUGUGGAGGUUGCUGCCAGCCCUGCUGCUGCAGGGACCCCUGCUGCUGCCGCCCAGUGUCCUGCCAGACCACUGUGUGUCGCCCUGUGACCUGUGUGCCCCACUACACUAGGCCCAUCUGUGAGCCCUGCCGCCGCCCCAUCUGCUGUGACCCCUGCAGCCUGCAGCAGGGCUGCUGUCGCCCCAUCACCUGCUGCCCCAGCUCUUGCACAGCUGUGGUCUGCAGGCCCUGCUGCUGGGCCUCCACCUGCUGCCAGCCCAUCUCAGUGCAGGCUCCCUGCUGCAGGCCCCCCUGCUGCCAGCCUGCUCCCUGUCGCACCACCUGCAGGACCUCCCCCUGCAACACCUGCUGCUAA